CACUGUUGAGCAGCACGUCACUCGUUCAUCGCCGAUCGCGCAGCGCGCUUCAUCGUAGCGUUAUUCUCGCACGUAUACACGGGCCGUUGACACGCGGAAGCCUUCGUUGAUUGAGAGAAACAGAGGAUCAUCCCCGUGCUCGUAGGAUGAUUAUUGUCGUGAGAUUAUAAACCGCGACAACGAGAAAGAGAUUUUUCACUUCAGUGUCCCUGACGAUUUUUACGUACGCGCGUUAUUUGGAUUAAAGUAGAUUAUCGACGAACGCGCACGCACGCAGACAGAAUCAUGAUGCUUCGGCAGAAAAAUUACCUCGCCUUAGGAGUGCUCGGCUGCAUCCUCCUGCUGUCGACAACUACCGCGGACAAUAGCGUGCACAUACUAUCGAAGUACGGCCACCAGACGCUUACCUCAACCACGCUCAAAUGGCUACCGGUGACGCACUACAACCCGAGCGAUUCGAAGGAGAUAAUCAUCGGUGGCAGCGAGAACGUACCGGAUAGUCAAGAUGAGAAUUAUGCUAAUCAAGCGGAGGUAAAGAGACUGGUGCUUUACGUGUGCCGCGCGAUGCAUAGUGGCGUAUGGGUGGCCGGUACACAGAAAGAAAAGGAGAAGGUCUGCACAGUGACAAUACAUGGUGUUGUACAAUCGUACGAGAAGUAUGAGCUACUGGAGAACGUCGAUGGGGCGGCGCGGAUUUCGUGGAUUCAAUGGAACAAGUACACCCCGCCUCCCGUGGGUGCGGUGUACGUCGAUAAGACAAUGCUGGUAGCUCGGCAUGAGGUCCCUAAAGAUCUGGAGAAACCGCGGUACACUCACUAUAUCGGUACGCUCAGUUCGCCUGAGAACUUCGGUACUAUCGUUUAUGUGAACGAGAAAGGCGAAGAAGAGUCUGCGAAGUCUGGUGAGCUACUGGUGGAGGCCGAGCCGAUCCGUUAUGAGCUCGGCUCCGUUAAACUUAAUUGGUCUAAGAGGCGCGAUAUUAAGCGCGUACCUCGCAUACUCAGCGAGGCGACGAUCGUCAACCGUGGAGCGGAACCGGCAAACUUGGCAGAAGCCUGUGUAUACAAUUACAAGUACUCGGUCUACUGGGGUCGCAGGCACGCCAUCUUGAACGGCUUGAGCACCAUGAUCACGCUAAUUAACGGCACAUCCUUACCGAAUAUAACAUGGGGUACGCGCGAUGACGAGAAUCGCACGGAGGCUUACAACGUGCUGAUCUAUCUGCAACCUGGUACGGGCGUAAACGUGACUCUGAAGGCAAACUAUACGGACAUGGAGGUACCAUACUCCGCAAACUUGAUUUCGCAUUACGAGGAUAGUACGACGACAUCGCGCAUGAUCAGCGGCACUCGACAGGAGGAAACAUUGUUUGACAUCACACCGGAAUUCGGACCCAUUUACUUCCUAAGCAAUUUCAGCUUGGUACCAACUACCGUGCCACCGCCUACUACAACCACCGAACCAUCGACCACAACGUUGAUGACAACGAUGACGGUGCCGACAACAAUGAAGCAAGACUCGAGCCGGACAACACACCGGCACCAGACAGACGACUCGGACAUAGAUCACGACGAGAAUCUAAUCAUACCGCCGAAGAAAACAGACAUAUCGACGGGCAUGCAUAAUGACAACAAUACUCCGUUGUUAUUGAAGGUGGAGGUGCAGUAUGGCGGUGCCACGUCUGUUGCGUUUCAGUCGAGCUUAUUGACGCUCGUCAUUCCGCUUCUACUGUUGCUGAUCCUCCAUAAAAUUACGUGAAGAUCCGAUUGCAUGUUCGCCACCGCCGCCUCUAAACGUUAAUUCCUAAUUCCCGUAAUAGUAAUAUAAUAAUAUAACCCAGUAGACGACACAGUCCCGAAAAUGGAAAAAGGAUUAAAAAA
Molecule: messenger RNA, 1880 nt
Organism: Atta colombica
Lineage: Eukaryota; Metazoa; Arthropoda; Insecta; Hymenoptera; Formicidae
Product: protein unzipped
Exons: 5
Coding region: 286-1758 (490 amino acids)
Source: RefSeq, a predicted model, not a curated record